AUGAAGUCAUCAGCUAAGCAGCAAGUCAACAUAUGUACCCCCGUGUACCUCAAUGUUUAUGACUUGACUCCAAUUAACGGUUAUGUUUAUUGGGCUGGCUUAGGCAUAUUUCACUCUGGUGUCGAAGUACAUGGCGCAGAGUAUGCAUUUGGAGCUCACGAAUACUCGUCUAGCGGCAUUUUCGAAGUCGAGCCGCGCCACUGCCCGGGAUUUAAGUUCCGAAAGUCCAUAUUCAUUGGCACCACAAAAUUAAAUGCGGCCCAAGUUAGGAAGUUUAUGGAGCGGCAAGCAGCAGAUUACAAUGGUGAUACUUACCAUUUAAUUGCAAAGAAUUGCAAUCAUUUUUGCAAGGAUGUGUGUUUCAAGCUGACUGGAAAAAAGAUACCGAAAUGGGUAAAUCGGCUGGCCAAAAUGGGGUCGAUGUUCAACUGUGUCCUACCGGAAACUCUUAAGAUUAAUGCUGUCCAAGUCCAACACAACCUUAAAGAUCGGUGUUAUAAGGAUAGUGAGAAAAGGAGACUUAGUAGUAGUAGUUGUAGUUUCAGUUGUCUUUCAUCAAUAUCUUCAAGGCAAAAACACAUGUCGACAUCUUCACUGUUGCUACAGUCCCCUUUAAAAGGGUGCCUAUUCCCUUGGGAAUUAAAGAGGUGUCCAUAA
This is a messenger RNA of Striga hermonthica, 657 nucleotides long. Lineage: Eukaryota; Viridiplantae; Streptophyta; Magnoliopsida; Lamiales; Orobanchaceae. The record is from the annotation of a GenBank genome assembly.